CCGUGUCAAAUCAUCUUUCUCUCUUUCUUGUUCUUUUUUUUCAUCAUGAAUUGCUUGGUUUUUUUACUGGUAUUAUUCUUUAUUCCAUUUUCAAUAGAACAACAAGUUGUGCUCGAUACAAACAUCAAUUAUGGAUGGUUAACACCGUUUACAUAUGAAUGGGUUACUGUCCUGGAUAAACUACACAAUACGUUUGGUAAUCAAUCAAGAACAGAGCAAUGUCUACACAAGAUACCUAAGUUUGAGUGUGAACGUUUCGUUUGGCAUGACUCCAUCAUUCAUCGAGAUGCAUAUCAUUUACGACCAAACGAUAUCAAAUCUGUCAUUGCUCUUGGUGAUAGUAUUACUGCAGGGUUUGGCAUGAUGUCAGGAAGACCUCCAUUCUCGACUAUAUUAGAAUAUAGAGGCAAAUCAUUCUCUGUCGGUGGUGAUCCAGGAGAAUAUACUUUACCCAAUUUUUUAUCAACCUAUGCUGAUGAACUCAAAGGUUCGCCUGAAGGGAUCACUCUACCACUAUCAAGAGGCAAAGACCUUAACAAUGCAGUAACAGGCGCCAAAUGUCAGGAUUUGGAUCAACAAGUAGAUAGAUUGAUUCGAGUAUUAAAAAAAAAGGAAUACAAUGACAUACGUGACGAAUGGAAAUUAAUCACAAUCUUUAUUGGUGCCAAUAACAUUUGUCUCUUAUGCACACCACCUAUGACCACUUUACCUGAUCUGUCAGCCGUAGAUGUAUUCGAAAGAAAUUUGAGAUCAGUCUUGGAGCGCAUCAGACUAGAUGUUGGUAAAUCAUUUGUUAACCUUGUUGGUCUAUUUAAUGUAUCGGGUGUCUAUGAAGCUACUCGAGGUGAUCCUUAUUGUGAGCUCAUUUGGGAUCCUGCUCAUAUGGUCAUCUGUUCCUGUGUACAGCAAGAUACUAAACAACGCCUAGCGGCUGAUAGAUUAAUUGAUGAAUAUAACAAAAGAUUACAGAAACUAGAAGGAGAGUACAAAGACAAAGACAAGCAAAGGUUUGGUAUUAGUUAUCAACCUGGAUUCACUCAAUUCGAAGUGGGUAAAUACAAACAAUCUUAUUUCAGUGGAGUUGACUGCUUUCAUCCAAAUAAGUGCGCUAACCAGGUGAUGGCUAUACUUUUAUGGAAUAACAUGUUUUCUAAUCCACAAGAAAAGAACCAGAUUUAUGACCUUGAAUCACUCGAGAUUGUCUGUCCAAGCCCUACACGUCCUUAUAUUCAAUAAAAAAGUGCAUUUGCACGAUGUUACACGAAUUAGAA
This is a messenger RNA of Rhizopus microsporus ATCC 52813, 1271 nucleotides long. RefSeq lists its product as uncharacterized. The record is from RefSeq and is a predicted model, not a curated record. Gene Ontology annotation, biological process: phospholipid metabolic process. The coding region runs from base 46 to 1236 and encodes 396 amino acids. The transcript has 7 exons. Gene Ontology annotation, molecular function: glycerophospholipase activity. Lineage: Eukaryota; Fungi; Mucoromycota; Mucoromycetes; Mucorales; Rhizopodaceae.